UUAACAACUUAAUUAAUCUUUGCAUGUAUGAGUGAUGCUUUCUAUAUGAUCACAGCUACAUUAUUGUACAAAACACAAUUUUAUGUCAGCAGAGUGCUGCUGCUGAUGUAGGCCAGCCACUCUUAAAAUGUCAAAGCUCCGAUGCACCUGGUCUGGAGGGCUGUGGGUCCUGCUCCAGGGCUUCAUGGCUGUGAUGUGGGCCGCUGUCUGUCUAGGUCAGGGUUUCUAUGGGGGCGGCGUCCUGUUUAGCUGUGGACUGUGACACCUCCCUGUGUGGACGACUCCUAACGAAUGGUGUUUCCUCACUUGGUCAGUGCUCAGCCAUACUGUAUUUUAUCUUUGGCAGGGGUGGACUGGCCAUCUGGCAACCCGGGGGGCCAAUGCACAUCUUUGGGCCGGCCCAGGACUGUCAUAAUUUAAAAGAAAAAAGAAAAAAAAAAACAGGAUAUAGUUUUGUAUCUGAAACACAAAACGUGGCUCAUUGGUUGAUUUUCAUGAAGGACAUUGGGCUAGUCCAGUGAAAUCUCUCCGCUAUUGUUGGCGCAGCCCUCACAUCCCUCCUGAUGUUUGUCCUGGCGGGAGGUGGAGGGAGUGUGGUGGCUGUAGUCGAUGGACGGAAAGAAACAAAAACGGAGCAGAAAAUCUCAGGGGAAAAUAAAUACUUAAAGAGGAUGCAGCAAAAUGUGCUCAAAUAAGUGACAUGUUUGCUGCUACCACAAGCUCAGCGGUUGUCGCCGGGUCGAGUGCAGCAGUCCCGGACCUGGCGGCGAGUGCACAGGUGGUGGUGGUUGUUGGAGAGGUAGCGGAGGAGGAGAAGGAGGGAGAGUAUGAUGAUGAAGAGAGAGACGUGACCCAGCAGCAGCAGGACAGACUGAGGUCAGAGCAGCUACUGAAAUGUUAGGAGAAUCAACGUGGCAUCAACAAUGAAAAUGUUAUUGGAUGUAUUCGCUAAACAGUAUCUGGGGAAAUUGUAGGCUUAUAUGCAAAUGAUCAACCUAGGAAAUUAAUAUAGGCUACAUUACUAAUUUUAUUUAGUCAGACUUAAAACGUACAUAAUAAUAGCAGCUUGUAGGGUUUAUGUGCACACACACACACACACACACACACACACACACACACACACACACACACACACACGUAGGCUAAGAAAUUAUAACAGGACUUGUUUUCAGUCAGUAAGACUUAAAACGUUAUAAAAGCAGCUUAUAGGGUUUUUGUGCACAACCUUGUUCUAAUAAUGCCUUGAGUAGAUUUGGUGUCCAACUUACAGUAUUAUUUAUUUUAGCCAUAGAGCCAUAAAGUUAUAGUUUGCAGGUGUUGCUGCUUUCAGUUAUUAUCAUCACAUGAUAUCAGUGAAAUUUUGCCUCUCUGAAAUGGAUGAUUAAUCAUUGGUAAACAGAGAAGAAACACUAGUGACACUAACAUCCCUGCGUCUCUCUCUUUCUUACUGUGGGCCUAAUUGUCUUAUUUGUGUGAACUGUAUGUUUAAUUAAGCACUGAAAAGACACCUCUAGCAGUGUUUCUUUGAAAACCACUUUCACUUCAAGAUGGGAAUUGUGGAAUCUCCCCCAAGAAUAAGGUCUCUGUGAGCAGUGAAAGAGCGUAUCAAUUUUUUUUUAACAUGGUUACUCUCUUCCAUGUAGGCUACUGCACUUUAUUUUAACUUUUGAAACUUCACAAUGUGCACAUACAUCUUCUGGUACGGCGUGUGCUUACACAUAUCGUGUAAAUCACCAUGGUGGGCCGCCAGGGAUCAAAAAUGCCAGGGCCUGUUUUUUGGUCCCAGUCCUGCCCUGAUCUUUGGUGGGGGGCGCUGGUGGAGUAUGCUGUGUGUCAGUGUGCUCUAUGAAUGAAGUUUGACUGAUUGAUGCUAUGUUGUUAUCCUAGCAAACAAGUUUGAGAUGUGUUGUUUGCUGCUGGUAAUUUAUGUAAGUAACACAAACAUACACUUUUUACAUCAACUCAUAAGUUACGUGAAACUUGCCACAGAAUCAGCCCAGUACCAGUCCAUCCUCAGGCUCUACUGUGGGUAAUGUAUCCAGUGAGGGACAGACUGUCACCAUACAGUAUACAUUUAAUUACUACGUAUAAGAGGAAUUACACACAAAGUACCUCAUUAAUGUGUGUGUGUAUGUAUAUUUUUCAUCUUAUGUCCAUCUCUGUCCUCUACAGAGCUCUGUCUCACACCCUCAUCCUCUGUCUCCCACUGUCCCUUGUACUGUCCACUGUGUCCACUGUGGGGUAGCUCUGUGGAUAGUCUGAACUCUCCCUGUGAAUGUUGCAUCUGCAGAGCGGAGAUUUUCCAAGCUCAGAAUAAUAGAGAACUACUGGAGAUCUUCUGUGACACAAUAAAGACUGAGUGGACUGGCAGUGAUUAGUAUUAACAACAAAGUCGUCCAUCAGGUUUCUGACAGUGACGUCAUAAAUGACUCCAGGAAACUCAGGUUUUAAUGAGUGGGUGGAGCGUUGAGGAAGAACAGAGUAACAUUAAAAAAGUCAAAUGUGUGGAUCAAGGAGCACUAAGCAGACAGCUUCACCUCUACUUCACUGUCAGAGAUGGAGAUGACGUCACUUUGUCUUGUGAAAAUGUGAUAAAUGAUCAUCGUAACUGUAACAGUACAACCUGGUUGUUUGGUGGUUUAAGAAGCAAAACAACAGUAGAGCUGGUUAAUCUUGGACAGAUCAGAUCUAAACCAGACAGACUGAAUGUUACAACAAACUGUUCUCUGGUUAUAAAGAAGGUCACAGAUGAUGAUGUUGGUCGUUACACCUGCAGACAGUUUGACAAAUCAGGACCACAACAAGGUCCAGAUGCUCCGGUUGAUCUAUCUGUUGUAAACAUGACUGAACACAAUCACACUGAUCAGGUGAAUUUAACCUGCUCUGUGAGGACAAAUGAACCAUGUAAACAUUCAGUGAAGUGGCUGAACAGAGGUCAAGAAGUGGACAAAGAAAACAAGGAAUUAAUAACAUCACAGUCUUCCUGCUCUGUUUCUGUCAAGGUUCUGACUUCUCAUUCCAGUUACACAUCAAGAUAUGAACUGUUUAAGUGUCAAGUAACUACAGAGACUAAUGAAGUGAAGCUUUUUACCUUCAGCCGUCGUCCAUCAGGUGAAGACACAAAACCAUCAACAUCAGCUCCAAAUGAAUCAGAACAUUCAGCUGAGAACAACAGAAGAUCUGAUGUAACAACAAAAGAGUCUACAAGCAAAAGCACCUCAACAAAAUUACGAGGUGAGGACAGAAAACCAACAACAUCAGCUCCAACUGAAUCAGAACAUUCAACUGAGAACAACAGAAGAACUGAUGUAACAACAACAGAGACUGAAACCAAGGACACCUCAACAAUUACGACAUAUGUGUUGUACAUCAUUGUCGCUCUGGUUUUAGUCGUCCUCUUAAUAAUCGUUGUGAAAGUCGUCAGAUGGAAGAGAAGUAAAGGGAACAACACACAAGUCAAUGAUACUGCCCUGACAUCAAACCCUGCAGAGACCGAGUCUGCACCAGGAACCAGUCAGGACAUGGCUGAUCCUGAAGAUGGUGUUUCCUACGCCUCCAUCAGCUUCACCAAGAACACCAACAGUAGAGACAAAGUUCAACGUAGAAUUGAUGAUGAUGAAGGUGAUGCAGUGACCUACAGCACAGUGAACGUUCCCUCAGCUGAUCCCAACAACCUCUACGCAACCAUCAACAAACCAAACAAAUAAGAGACACAUGUCACAGAUCAUCACUUCAUUUGGUGUUGGUUACGUGAUGGAUGUGGACGACACUGAUCAGCCACAACAUUAUGACCACUGAUAGGGGAAGUAAAUACCAUUAACCAUCUAGUGACAAUUCACUGUUCUGGUGGGAAACUUUCAGACCUGGUAUUCAUUUAUGUGGAUGUUACUGAUUCACAAACAAUUCACAAUUUUGAAUUACCGUAACUCAUAGUGGUUUGCACUAUUGAUAAUAUUCAUAGUGUGGCAGAACACUGGGAAGUUGUGCUUUUGUCUGGAAGACCUUCAUGACAUCUCAAAAGGUGUAACUAACUUAAUUUUUACCAACGAUUUCCUCCAAACAACUCUCUCUUCCUGGGUCUCCCUGAUCUUGCAUCGUUCCCCCAGGGGGUGAGAAGGUACAACUUCCCAGUGUUCAGCCACACUUUGAAUUUAGUCCAUCAGUUAGUUUCAGUAAUUCAAAUAUCGCAAGCUUUCUUUGAUGUGCAGAUGGGUGUUCAGGUCUUAACGGGUUAAAGGCCCCACCACUAACAACAUCCUGUUACCAAACACCGCAGGAAACCCUCAGUCCAGUCUCUGAUGAGUCACAACUUUAUUGAAGGCACAAAGGAGACCUACACAAUAUUAGGAAGGUGGUCAUAAUGUUAUGCCUGAUCAGUGUAUAAGUGAAAGUUUUCUGCUUUAAUUUAAGGUAUUUAGAUCUAAAUUGCAGCAAAAGUUUGGGAAUUACUACUCUCUCAUAUGUAGCUCACUUUUUUUUCUAAAGUGUAGUUUGCAUGUUCUCCCCGUCUCUGGGUUUUCUCUGGGUUCUGGCCACCUCCAAAGACAUGUUCGUUAGGUUAAUUGGUGGCUUUAAAUUGACCCUGUGUGAGUGUUAAUGGUUGUUUGUCUCUUGUUAAUCGUGAUAUAAACUGGCAACCCGUCCAGGGUGGACCCCACCUCUCGCCCAAGACAGCUGGGAUAGGCUCCAGCAACCCUAGUGACCCUAUUGAGGAUAAGUGGUAGAAGAUGAGAUGAAAAGUAACCAGACUCAAAAAGAUGUUUCAGGGACACGUGUGGGAUAGUCCUCAUCAAUGUUUUAGGUAAACUAGUUUGGGGUUUGAUUUUAAGUGUGACAUUUGAAGAACAGUCUACUGAAGGUAGAUAUACCAUCAUACCAGUCUAUAGACUCCAUAAAAUCAAAUAGGCUCACCAGAAGAUGCAAAAAUAUUCUUAAACCUCCAAAAUAAAAAAAAUAAAUAAAAAAACAAGAGAAAAACACCUAGAAAAUUGUCGUGUGUGAGAAUGACAAGGACUUAAGAGUUUGGAGAAGACUUAGAUCCGCUCAUGAUAGAAAGAAUAUAACAUCAACUGUAAAAGCAGGUGGAGACAGAGUGACGCAUGCAUGUGGAUGUCGUCCAGUUACAUUUGAGCCUCUGAUAAUAGAGGACUGUUUAUUAAAAUAGUUGUAAUUCCUACACCUCUCCUUUACUUUGGAUGUGAACAUCUAAGAAUCUGCACUUUGAGAUCAGUUAUUACUGCAGCUUGAAUGUGUUUUGAUGAACAGCCAAUAUUUAAAAAAGUUAAAUGUUCAAAUGUUCAAAUUUACAUCUAAGACCUGUGUGAUGAGACAUUAUUGGUGCAAACAUCAUUUCUGUCCAGAAGGUGGUGCAGUAGCUUAAGUAUAGCAACAAAAAGAAAAGGAUGAGUAGAUCUAGAGGCAGUUUAAUAUGUAAAUAGUCUUAAUCAUAAGCACCAGAAUGUUGAUAUGUAGCCAUGUUAUGAUCUGUUGUCAUUACUUUUUUAUGUUAGUAAGUUUCAAGAUUAUGUCAUAUAUAAGGAGCCUAUAGUCACCUCCAUGAACUGUAAUGGUUUAGUUGUGCCAAGACUGAAGGAGGAGUUUGCUAAUGUUUGGUUUAUUAUAGUUGUAUCUUUUAUUCGUGUAUAAAUCCUAUUUUACCUGCUGACUUAGGGUCAGGGUUAGGGUUAGGUAUAUAAGAAAAUGUUGAGGGUUAGGGUUAGGUUUGGAAAAAAGAUCUGGCACAUUCCUUGGAGGCCCGAGAAUUUAUGAUCCAUCCUCCCAGUCACCAAACUGAAGACAAGGUCCUCGUCUCUUGUAUCAGACAGUAGUCCAUUCAUAGUUGGAUCCCACUGUUGGUUGAUCCUAUUUUUUCCGUUACUUAUUUUGUAUUUUCUUGUGAUUUUUUGUUGGGGUUUUUUUUCUGUUUUUUUUUUCAUGUGUUUAGUUUUUAAAGAAUGUAUUUGAAAAAAAAAAAAAUUAAUGAACUAAGGAAGUUACCUUUCAAAAUAAGUUUUAGGGUAUUAAAAUCUUAGCCACUCAAUAGUGCUCCUCCAAGAUGAAAAAUGAAAUUAUUUUUAUGAAAAUAAAAUCAAAGAAAAUGGUGCUUUAAAAUAUAUAUAGUGCUAAAAAAAACUCAAAAAACAAAAGUUUUUUGACACGUUAGUGGCUAAUUGAAGAAAUAAAAAUGCCUUACAUCGACAUUAGGGUUUGGGCUAGCCCUAGGGUUAGUCCUAACUCUCUUUCUUGGGGGUUUCAUUAUUUUAACAGUAACUUAGUGUAAAUGUGUAAACAUAUUCUACAAACAUGUAUUAUUGUUAGUGUCAUAAUGUUGCAUCUGGACCUCUUGCUAUACUUUGGUAUUUGCUUAUACUGCACUGUUGGGGGCGCUGUACAUCUAUUUUGGCCACCAGUGUAGGCAUUGCCCUUCUUUCCAGUAUAAUCAUGGUAUUCAUUCAUCUUUUUCAUCUUUCAUUUGUAUCCUUACAUAAAUAUCGUUGGCUUUAAACUGCUCAGUGUGAACGAAUUGACACUGUAGACACACAGUGGAGUGGUCGUAACAAAAUCCACAUAAAGGGAAUGCUCUCACUCCAUCUUACUGUUCUGCUUAUGUGACAUUUUACACAUUGUGAUGGUCAUUUUAUAUUGUAUUGCAACUCAUUUGCAAACUUCUUAUGUUUGGAUUCACAUAUAAAACAGUGUUUGUUCCAGUUUUAUGUUGUUCUAAUAAAGCCAGUCUCAUGA
Messenger RNA from Mugil cephalus (flathead mullet), 6741 nucleotides. RefSeq lists its product as uncharacterized. Gene Ontology annotation, cellular component: external side of plasma membrane; membrane raft. Gene Ontology annotation, molecular function: protein tyrosine kinase binding; MHC class II protein binding. The transcript is spliced from 10 exons. The record is from RefSeq and is a predicted model, not a curated record. Lineage: Eukaryota; Metazoa; Chordata; Actinopteri; Mugiliformes; Mugilidae. Bases 2451 to 3707 code for a protein of 418 amino acids. Gene Ontology annotation, biological process: T cell activation; interleukin-15-mediated signaling pathway; positive regulation of ERK1 and ERK2 cascade.